GGCUUCGCAACUACCUAUGUACGGGGUUCCGUUUGCCGCGUGUACACGCAACACGCUUCGUUGCGACCCACAUACGCUUCGCGGUUUUCGGUCAGUGCUAAGAGAACCUUAUUAUAUAGCGCAUACUCGACAUUAAGAAACGCUUGUGGCUAUUCUGACACCGUGCCUAACGUUGUCGUUUCAGUCAUCCAAACUUCAUAGGGCUGACGAGUCAUGACGUAGGAAGAACACAUUUCUGCUGAAUUGAAAUGGACAUUAUCGACCAGAUAGAGAUUCCGAGCUUUGAGCGGAAAAGGAAUGCAAACUUCAAGCGCACCUUUGCCAUAGCAGCCGGCUGCGUCGGUAUCCUUUAUGGGCUAGAACAAUACAACGGGAGCGUUUCUAGAACAUGGAAGUCUGUCAGAAGGGGAAUUACAGCUGCAAUUGCGGCUUGGCUCGAAGACCAUGGUGGAUUUCCGCUGUUUUCGCUGGAAGGCGAGGAGCCGCCGCCCCUUUCUCAAAGCGUUUUGGACAUCAAUGGCAUGUGCGGCCCGCGCAUCUCACACGACGGAGGCACCAGCGCAGCAGCAGAGGCGCUCCUUGCCGUACAGCAGCAGCGGCAGCAGCAUGUGCUGGAAGCGGCAGCGGGGGCAGCCCUGGGGCCGGAGCCCAUUGACAUGGCUGCCGCAGCUGCAGCCGCUGCAGCCGCUAAUGCCCACCUCUUCGCCAGUGCCGACACCCCCGCCUUCUUCCAGUCCACCAAGUUCUUCGCGUGUCUGGAUGUGGAGGAGGCGCGGGAGCUCUUCCGGGCCACAAAGAGGGUCUCUCUGUCGCCCCACGAGGUGCUCUUCCGCAGCGGCGACCCCUCCGACAGCGGCAUCUUCAUCGUGCUGGCGGGCAGCCUGGGGGUGUUUCUGGAGGAGCCGCCGGGGCACCUGCCGCCCAUACACGCAAACACGCUCAGGAGCGGUGAGAGUGUGGGGGACCUGGAUGUGGUGGACGGGGCGGCCCGGACUGUCAGCUGCAUGGCGCUGGAGGCGGGCUGCCUGCUGGUCAACGUGCCCCGGCCGCUCUUCAUGGAGUUCGUGCACUCCCACCCGCGCGCCCUCAUGCUCUACCUGCAGCAGGGCCUGGCGAGGCUGUGGAGGGUGGCGCAUUUCGUGCUCGCGGACUUCCUGCAGCUGCAGCUCUACCGGCCCAAGCGCCCCGACGGCAGCCCCUGCGGCGGCAGCGGAGGCGGCAGCGGCGGUAGCGGUGUGCUGGCGGCGGAGUAUGCCGCCGCUGGGAGCACGUAUACACCGCCAGCGGCGCGGCGGCAGCAGCAGCAGCCGCCAGCGCAUGAGCAGGGGACGCAAACGGAGGAGGUGGAGGAGGGGGUGUCGUCGGAGCAUGUAAGCAUUAGUGGCGACGUCGGCAGCAGUGGCGGCGCUGCGGGCGUUACGGCGGAGGUACCGGCGGCGCCGUCAGCGCCGACGUUUAACGAGCUGCUUGCCUCCACCGCCGCGUCGGCGCGGGCUCGUGGCGCAGGCGGACCGACCCAUGGGCCACUUCGCCAGGAGUCCGGAGACCUCAAUUCGGCGGCGGCGGCCGCGGCGGCUGCAUUGCUGGCCAAUGUGCCACCGCCUGCAUCUGGCAGCAGCGGCGGCGCGGCUGCCGCCGCGCCAUCUAGGCCCCCCGCCGCCGACAUCGGAACACCUGUCACCGCUGCCACUGACGCCACCGCCGCUGCUGCUGUCCCAGCUACUACUACAGCAGCCGGCGCCGCCGCUCCACGUGACACCCCCUUCGCCUCCGUCACCACCACUGACAGCGGCCCGUCAGCGGCCAGUGCCGCCGCUCCUGCUACUGCUGCUGGCAGGUUACCGACGGAUAUCCCCCGACAGGCCCCACCGGCCCCACAGCACCCGCGACAGCAGCAGCAGCAGCCGGUUUCCGCGGCGAGCGGCGCCAGUGGCAGGAGUGUGAGCGCUGCUGCGGGGGCGGGUGCGAGUGUGGGUGUGGGCGGGGCUAGAGCUUCGUCGCCUGCUGCCGGUGCUGCUGCUGCUGCUGCCGGUGGUGGCGGCGGCGGCAACAUGCGUGGCGUGAACGGCAUGUUGCCGCCACGCCUCCCCGGGUUUGGAUUUGGCUUUGGCGGCGGGCUGGGCGGCGGAGGGGCGGCGGGAGGGAAGCGCGUGGAGGAGCCGAGGCCGGAUGGCCCCGUGUGCCGGCUGCUGCCCGAGCGCUCCCACCCGCUUCGCCGCGCCUUCGUGCUGGGGCAGCGCGCGUGUCUGGCGGCGGGGUGGGAUGUGGUCGAUGUGGAGGAGAUCCAGUUCCAUGACGACAUGUGGGGAACACUGUCAGACCCCAGGUCGGGUGUGGGCACGCAGCUGCCCCUGGCGGCGGGCGGCAUGCUGCAGGAUGUCGACUGGGCCUCCGGCUGCUUCUACCUGGUGCUGGACGGCCACCUGCUGGCGGAGCGACCCGCGGGUCACCCGGGCGCCGCGGAGGACGGCUGCGGACUGGGGCUGGGCGCGGGCGGGGGGCCGGGCGCCGGCGCGGCGGUGCAGGAGAGUGCACUCAUCUCGCCGGGCAGCCUGAUCAGCUGCGCCGCCUUCCUGUCCUCCACCCCCGCCCGCUGCAAGGUGGUGGCGCUGGAGCCCUGCAGGCUGGUGGCCUUCUCGUGGCAGACCCUAGAGGGCCUGCUGUCCGACUGCGCCCCGCUGCUGAUCCGGCUGCUGGUGGCCGCCAGCGCCGCGCUGGGGCCGGUGGUGCGCCGCUUCAUCAGCCUGGGACUCAACCGGGUGUGGCUGGAGUCGGGGGAUGUGGCGUACCGGCAGGGCGACUUUGCGGAGUGCCUGUACGUGGUCAUCUCGGGUCGGCUGCGGCUGCUGCACGAGACGCUGCACCCCGUCACGCAGGCGCGCAAGCUGCACCUGGAGGAGGAGGUUGGCCGCGGCGAGGCGGUGGGUGCUGUGUGGGCCAUCACGGGCGGCCACCACGACACCACCGCGCUGUGCGUCAGGGACUCGGAGCUGGUGCGCAUGAGCAGGUCCGCCUUCCGUGUCAUCUCCGCCGACUCCCCGCUGGCGCUGUCCAAGCUCUUCUCCAACAUCGCCCGCAGACUGGUGGCGGCCUGGGACUCCAGGGUGCGCAGCGACCGAGGCGGCGGCAGCACCAGUGGCGCCGCCACAGUCGCCGCCGCGUCCGGCGCCGCCGCCAGCGUCGGCUCGCCCUCACUCGCCAUGCGCGUCAUUGGCGGCGGCGGAGCCGCAGCCGCAGCCGCCGCAGGCGGCGGCGGCCCCGGCCUGCAACAGCUCCCCCAUCCCUCCCGUUUGGGCCUCACCCCUCUCAAGAGCGCGGGUCAGCUAGCCGCCGGCAGCGGCGUCACUCGCGGCCCUCGAACUUCCGGUCGUCGCGGCGAGAUCGUCACCAUUGCCAUCCUGCCCGCCGGCGUGCUGCCCGACGCCGCCGCCUCCGCCGCAAUGGCGUCGGCGCUGUCCGGCUCGCCGACCGACGUCGCUGCCGCGGCGGCGGCGCUGGCGGCGGCGGAGGCUGCGAACAUGGGCGGCGGCGGCGCGGGACACGAGGCGACGUCGCGACUGAUGGGCGGCUUGAUGGGCGGCGGCGGUACGGCAGGGUCGCAAUGGCGCUGUCCCCCGGGUCUGUGUAAGCAGCAAGCGGCGCUAGCGACGCUAACGGCCAUCAAACGACUGAGCGGCGCACUCAAGGACGCUCUGUCAUGCUUCGGCCCGGUGCUGCUGCUUGACGCCACGGUGCUGUCGCUGCAGUUCCCAACCGCCAGCGAGCGACUGGACGUGCUGUUCUACAGGUCCAAGGUAACCAGCUGGAUGGCCGCCCAGGAGGAGGAGUACCGCUUCAUCGUGCUGGAGGCGGAUGUGGCGGCCAGCCCCUGGUCCUCCGUGUGCGUGGCGCAGGCGGACUGCAUCCUGCUGGUGGCCCCCGAGGGCUCCACCCCGCAGCUCUCCCAGCCGGAGAGCGUGCUGGUAUUCAACGCAGCCUCGCCCGCAUUCGCAAGAUCCAAACCCAACGGCGCCCGAUCCGGCUUCACCCCCACCCCCCCGCCCGCCUCCUCCGCACUCGCAACCCCCGCAUCCAUACUGACCCCGGCUGCCUCAUCGUCACACCUGCCGGCGGCGGCUGGCGGCGCCGCCACCCCCGCCAAGUCGCCGUUACGACCCGCCGUCGACCCUCCGCACCUGACGUCGCCGCCGUCACGCGCGAGCACCGUCAGCCUAGGACCCUCCGCCUCCGCCGCCGCUCCGCCACCACCGCCACCGCAUCACCAAUCCCAGCCGCAUCAUCAUCAGCAGCAGCAGUCGUACAGCGCUGCCGCCGCCGCCGCUGCUGCCGUCGCCGGCAGCAGCGCCGCCAUGUUGCGGCGAGUGGAGCUGGUGGUGCUGCACAACAGCGGCGACGGCAGCACGCCAGCGGGCACUGCGGAGUGGCUGGCGGGGCGACCCAACCUGUCUCGACACCACCACAUUCGGCUGGGACGUCAGGCGGACAUUCAGAGGCUAGCCCGCUGGAUGGCGGGCAAGGCGGUGGGUAUCGUGCUGUCGGGCGGCGGCUCGCGCGGUCUGGCGCACCUGGGGGUGCUGACUGCGCUGGAGGACGCGGGGGUGCCGCUGGACGCGGUGGGGGGCACCAGUCAGGGGGCCUUCAUGGCGGCGCUGUAUGCGCAGGGUCUGGGUCGCGAGGCGCUCAACCUGAGUGUACGGCACUACGCCCAGCAGCUGGGCAGUGUACGGCACCUGCUGUCCGACCUGACGCUGCCGGUGCUGUCGCUGUUCAGCGGGGCGGCGUUUGACGAGGCGGUCAAGAGGGUGUUCGAGCGGGGGGCGCAGCGCCUUGAGGACCUGUGGCUGCCCUUCUUCUGCAUCACCACCAACCUCACGCGCGGGGAGGCCAGCGUGCACACGCAGGGGCUGCUGUGGAAGCUGGUCCGAGCCUCCAUGACAAUCGUGGGUCUGCUGCCGCCCGUGUGGGAGGACGGGUGUCUGUUGGUGGAUGGAGGCUACAUGAACAACAUGCCGGUUGAUGUGAUGCGCGGCAUGAUGGGAGUGGACUCGGUGAUCGUGGUGGACGUGGAGGGGCGGGACGACAUGGGUUGGCGCCAGCUGACCCCCUACGACGGCGGCCUCUCCGGCUGGCGUUUGCUGUGGGACCGCUGGUGCCCCUUCCCGCGCUGGCGCUUCAGCCCGCCGCCCCCUGCAGCACCCUGCUCCUCCUCCUCCGCCUCCUCCUCUGCUGCCCCCGCCUCCUCCUCCUCGCCCCGCCCCGCCCAGCUGCGCUACGCCUCUCUGAUCCACAAGCUGACCUGCAUGACGCACGCCGCCAACCUGAAGCGCGUGGCGGUGGAGCACCGAAUCGACCUCUACCUGCGCCCGCCCGGCAUCGGGGGCUACCGGCUGAUGGACUACCACCUGAUGGACCGCAUCGUGAAGGACGCGUACAGGUACGCCACCUCUGCCAUCACACACUGGAAGCUCACCCACCGAGUGAGCCCAUUCGGUAUCGAGGAGGUCGCGCCGCCGCAACCGCCGCCGCCAACCGCGGUUGUCGUACCGCCGCCGCCGGCCGCCAUGAUCGUACAACCUGCCUCCGCCGCCAGCAUGCUUCCGAUGGUGUCGCAAGCCGCCACCCCCGCCUUCCCUCCCUCUGCGGCGGCAAUGCCCGGUACGGCAACUGUGCUGCAUGGCGUCGGAGGAGCAGGAGUUGGAGGGGGCAUGAGUCAGCUGCAACGGAAGCAGCAACCGCCGGCGGAGGCGCUGGCGGCGGCGGCGGCAGCGGUAGCGCCGGGUGCCGCCGCCGUACUACCGGUGGCGGCGGCUUUAACCGGCAGGCCGGCGUCGCCCGGCAUGAUGUCAUCGCCGUUCACGGAAGCGGUAUUGCCGGCGGGAGGUUUAUCAGCGGCGAUUGAAGGUCCUGAGCCCUGGCGGCUAGGCAGCGCAACGUCCGCCCCGCCGCUUCCGCCGCCCUCUACCUCAUCUGCACCUCAAGUCUGGCGGAGCCCCGGUGCCGACCGCGGGUUUGCACACGCACACGCCGCCGGCGCCGUUGCUACUACCGUCGCCAGCGGCGGCGGGGGCGGUAGCAGUGGUGUGGUCUUCGGCAGCGGCGAUGGCGGCGUGAGGACAGGGAGUCGACGUGGCGGCCGAAGCAGCCACCGCGGCGUUAGCUUUGACGGCGAUGAUGGUGAUGAGCAGCAACCAGCACAGCAGCAGCAGAGGCAGCAUCGGCUUUCGCAGCAAGGCGGUGCGGGAGGAGGCAUGAGCUCGCCGCCAAGCGUGGGGUCCCCGCCUAGUAUUGGCUCACCGCCUGGGAUUGGCUCGCCGCCGGGUCCGGGGACCGGGCGACUGGGGUCCUCCAGGAUGAGCCGCUCAGCGACAAGGCACUCGCUGGUGCACGAUCCCGAUGAAUAGGGGAUGGGUGCUGUUUGGUAGCGACGGAAGGGGAGAUUGUGCGCGUAUCAUUGAAGUUGGAAGGAGUAGAUGGUGAGUUGCGUGUUGUUCGCUGUAUAGUAAGCAAUCUUUAGCGUUGGCGUGCGCAGUUUACCAUUCAAAGCCAAGCCAUAAUUCCAUUGCGGCGGUUUGCUUGCUACAGGAGCAGGCUGGAGUGAGUGAAACACGUGUUCUGCUUACUUGAUACUGGGAGUGUCGUAUGCAGAUUCGAAUGUCUCCGCCCUGUGCCAUAGUCUCGGUACGUUGUAUGUACUCUUGCGGCCCUAGGGGGCAAGGCGCAUUUCUCGAUAUAUAUACAUAUCGCCAUGAAGUGCUUCUAGGCAAUACCCGUGUUUAUGCGGUGUACAACUGGAUGCCAUUUACCAAGAAAGGAGGGAGUGCGUUGUUCGUGCCAGUCGUGUGCACACCCGUGUGCGUUGGUGUGUUUCGCGUUUCAGUCGGAAAGCCUUCCCGGCUGAGAUGCGUUGUAAAUGCUGUGUAAAUAGGCUGUGCUGCAUGAAAUGUGAAUGACUUUGAAAGCAAUGCCCUAUGGCAGGCUAUAUUUUAUCUGUACCACCUGUUUGUCACCUGUCUUACUUCAGCGUCGUGUCAGCUGCCUGUAUGCGCAGCCUAUAUUGUUGUAUGUGCGUUGUGCAAACUUAUGGGGCCAGGCUACAGGAAUCAUUUUUCUUGUAACGUAACAGAGGAAGUUCAAAGUCGAUCUGUCCGACUUCGGUCAAAACCAUCUGAAAUACUGGCAUAUAGCGGAAACGACGCC
Messenger RNA from Astrephomene gubernaculifera, 7197 nucleotides. NCBI's taxonomy places the organism in Eukaryota, Viridiplantae, Chlorophyta, Chlorophyceae, Chlamydomonadales, Astrephomenaceae. The record is from the annotation of a GenBank genome assembly.